GAGGUGGUAAUCUGAAAUAUCUGCCUCGAUCGGCGUGAGCCGUAGCUCGGCCAAGCUAGGGCGAGACGCGCUUUGAACAAGGGACUAGAUCAACCUCUCGACCUACUUUUUAUCAAACUGCUGCAAAGGUCAUCCUCGGACUGCUACAUAGCAAGCAAGGUAACUUUACGAUCACAUUCAUAACCGCGCUACUGCCCUCCAGAAAGGAACAGAGCCACAGGAAUAGCGAGCGGCGUCUGCGACGAACAUGGCUUUCAACUAUACACAAAAGGAAAACGUACUCUGCUUUCACGGACCAUUGAUUUACGAGGCUCAGGUGCUGGACACGGUCGAGUGGGAUGCCAAAGAGACCAAGAGCGGGGUUGUAGGCCCACACUAUAGGGUACAUUAUAAAGGAUGGAGAAAGUCAUGGGACGAAUGGGUCCCCGAAACCAGGCUGAUGAAGGACGACAAGGCCGGACGAGACAAGCAGAAACGACUGAGAGAGGAAGCCAUAGCCGCUCAGACCGCUGCUAAACUGGCCAAAUCGGGCGCGACGGAAAAGGCUUCGAGUCGCUCGGAUGCCGCUUCUCCUGCGCCGAAUGGAACGGACAAGGGGAAAGCUGCUGUCAAGCAGGAUACGAAAGGGAAGAAGAGGACAAGGGGGGAAGCUUUCGACACGGAAGAACAAUAUCUGAAGCGACCCGAGGUCAAGAUACCCAUCCCGGACGUUCUCCGGGUCAAGUUGGUCGACGACUGGGAAGCUGUGACCAAGAACAACCAGCUCGUAACAUUACCCCGGACACCAAACGUCAAGGAGAUCAUUGAAGAGUACAAGGAGUACUGCAAGAAGAAACGAGCAGACAAAAAGGCUACUCGCGCAGACGCGCUUUUGGAAGAGAUCAUGGCCGGUCUCGUCGUCUACUUUGACAAGUGCCUGGGCAACAACCUCCUAUACCGGUUCGAGCGAGCACAAUACGUCAACAUGCGCAAAGAGACCAAGGAAGAAAAGGCGAUGAGCGAGAUCUACGGGGCAGAGCAUUUGCUGCGAUUGUUUGUCAACUUGCCAUCGUUCAUCGCACAUACAAACAUGGAUACCGAAUCUAUCAAUCUACUGCGUGACCACUUGGCCGAAUUUAUGAAAUGGAUGAUCAAGGAGUUGGACAGGCUGUUCCAGAAGGAAUACGAGAACACGACGACGCAAUACCAGAACCUAUCUCGAGCAUGAUGACCACGAUUUCGCGCCAUGUGUUCGGGGUUUUUUCCGUCAGUGGUCUUCUUUCUUUCCCGGAAUUCACUACACCACGUAUUGCCAGGUUAUAUUUGUAAAACGUGCCCGUUCUGACGACGACGACGCAGCUUGUAUGACGCCUUGCGAUGCGGCAUGUCACGAUCUUAAUGACCGAUAGGGCUCGCGGUUUACGGAAGUCGAGGGCCAGCUGUAGAUUCCGCGACGACAGCGUCCUAUCGUCACACA
This is a messenger RNA of Filobasidium floriforme, 1456 nucleotides long. RefSeq names its product MRG-domain-containing protein. NCBI's taxonomy places the organism in Eukaryota, Fungi, Basidiomycota, Tremellomycetes, Filobasidiales, Filobasidiaceae. The transcript has 8 exons. Gene Ontology annotation, cellular component: nucleus; NuA4 histone acetyltransferase complex; Rpd3S complex. The coding region runs from base 248 to 1207 and encodes 319 amino acids. Gene Ontology annotation, biological process: regulation of DNA-templated transcription; chromatin organization. The record is from RefSeq and is a predicted model, not a curated record.